Molecule: messenger RNA, 1685 nt
Organism: Betta splendens (Siamese fighting fish)
Lineage: Eukaryota; Metazoa; Chordata; Actinopteri; Anabantiformes; Osphronemidae
Product: elongation factor 1-alpha
Exons: 8
Coding region: 153-1541 (462 amino acids)
Biological process (GO): translation; translational elongation
Molecular function (GO): GTP binding; GTPase activity; translation elongation factor activity
Source: RefSeq, a predicted model, not a curated record
CAGCCAAUAGCACCCCGUAUUUUGAGUCUGACAGCAGCGCAGCCCUCCCUCCUGUGGUUCGGUAUAAAAACUCUGGACCGAUCACGUUCUGUCCUUUUUUUUCUCUGCUCUAAAUCAGAGGACGUCUAAGUUGCUGGGCACAGUCAAUCAAAAUGGGAAAGGAAAAGAUCCACAUCAACAUCGUGGUCAUUGGCCAUGUCGACUCCGGCAAGUCCACCACCACCGGCCACCUGAUCUACAAGUGCGGAGGCAUCGACAAGAGAACCAUCGAGAAGUUCGAGAAGGAGGCUGCUGAGAUGGGCAAGGGCUCCUUCAAGUACGCCUGGGUGCUUGACAAGCUGAAGGCUGAGCGUGAGCGUGGUAUCACCAUCGACAUUGCUCUGUGGAAGUUUGAGACCAGCAAGUACUACGUCACCAUCAUUGAUGCCCCAGGACACAGGGACUUCAUCAAGAACAUGAUCACUGGUACCUCUCAGGCUGACUGCGCUGUGCUGAUCGUUGCUGCUGGUGUUGGUGAGUUCGAGGCCGGUAUCUCCAAGAACGGCCAGACCCGUGAGCACGCCCUGCUGGCCUACACUCUGGGUGUGAAGCAGCUCAUCGUUGGAGUCAACAAGAUGGACUCCACCGAGCCCCCUUACAGCCAGGCCCGUUUUGAGGAGAUCACCAAGGAAGUGAGCGCCUACAUCAAGAAGAUCGGCUACAACCCCGCCACUGUCGCCUUCGUCCCCAUCUCUGGGUGGCACGGAGACAACAUGCUGGAGGCCAGCGACAAGAUGAGCUGGUUCAAGGGUUGGAAGAUUGAUCGCAAGGAAGGUGGCGCAACAGGCACCACCCUCCUGGAGGCUCUGGACUCCAUUCUGCCCCCCACCCGCCCCACCGACAAGCCCCUUCGUCUGCCCCUGCAGGACGUUUACAAGAUUGGCGGUAUUGGAACUGUCCCAGUCGGCCGUGUUGAGACUGGUGUCCUGAAGCCCGGUAUGGUUGUCACCUUCGCUCCCCCCAACUUGACCACUGAGGUGAAGUCUGUCGAGAUGCACCACGAGUCUCUGACUGAGGCUCUCCCUGGCGACAACGUCGGCUUCAACAUCAAGAACGUGUCCGUCAAGGAAAUCCGCCGCGGAAACGUGGCUGGUGACAGCAAGAACGACCCACCCAUGGCAGCUGAUAACUUCACAGCCCAGGUCAUCAUCCUGAACCACCCCGGCCAGAUCGCCCAGGGCUACGCCCCCGUGCUGGACUGCCACACUGCCCACAUCGCUUGCAAGUUCAGCGAGCUCAAGGAGAAGAUCGACCGUCGUUCCGGCAAGAAGCUUGAGGACAACCCCAAGGCUCUGAAGUCUGGAGACGCUGCCAUCAUCACCAUGGUGCCUGGAAAACCCAUGUGUGUUGAGAGCUUUUCCCAGUAUCCUCCACUGGGCCGCUUCGCUGUGCGCGACAUGAGGCAGACCGUGGCCGUCGGCGUCAUCAAGUCCGUUGACAAGAAGGUGGCCAGCGGCGGCAAGGUCACCAAGUCUGCACAGAAGGCCGAGAAGAAGAAAUGAAUCCUGAUGCAGGACGUCCAAGAACAUGUGGCGCCUCAGCAGCAGCGGGCGGCUCCAUCCCCUCGUCUCCCCUGGCAACCGGCACCGUCUCCUCUGAGGCAGAGCUCUCUACUCAAGGACUGGCUUAUGCUGAUUAAAACCCAU